UGGGAGAAUUGAAUAUUUUUCCACUUAAUCUGAAAAUUGGCCUUGGUUUCUUGGAAUGUUUCUCACCUCCUCUCAGCAUCAUCUACUGGAAAGAAGGCUCAAGAGAAAGUUGGGGAAGAUCUAUCAAUGCAACACCCGAGGAAACCCACCCUGAUACCUUCAUUUCUCCAUUUGUAAGACCAGCAUAAUCAUACCCGUGUCACCUUUUUCUUUAGAAUAACAUGAAAAUGAAUAUGCAAAAGCAUUAAGCUUUCAGAGGAAAGAUGCUAUGCAAAUUUGAGGUGACCUCACUAUUACAAUAAUAAUUUUUUUUUGCACUAAGAGGAAAUUUUUCCUUAUCCUAAAGCCUUCCUACCAAGGUGGACUUUUUUCAGUGUGGGUUUUUGUGAUUUAAAUUCAACAAACACUAGUAGUUUCAAGUUUAUUUCAGUAUUAAGCAGGAAAGCAGUUUCUGCAUGAAAUGUGAAAAUUAAAAUACCAUAGUAAUGAAAAAGAUCCCGCAUCCUCAGGUGGGUUUUGUAGGUGUGUACAUGUUUAGCUAUGCACAUCUCAUAUCACUUACAUUGUACUUGUGAUUCUUUUCUCAAAUCCCAACUCUCUCAAAGCCCUUUCAAAUCUCUAUGUGAUUAACUAGUCCAAAGGCUAAGUUGGAUACAGAUAUUUUUUCUCUUCAGGCUGAAGAAAUCAAGACUGAAAGCUUUGGUUCGUGUUUACUCUUGUAUCAUAAGUAUUUUUAAAAGUAUGAUUAAUAUAUAUAAUAACAAACAGGCACAGCUCCCCGGGGAGGCACACAUAUUAAAAUGAUUUACCCAGAGAUUUAAAUGAUUUACCCCACUUUCAACAGGAGAAGGUGGCCCAUGCCAGAGCAGGUCUCAGAACCUCUCAAUCUCAGGCCUCGCCUCAUCUACGUGCUCUUUUAUGUGCAGGUGCAGCCCACGUUGUGGUGUAAUGCAAAUCUAUGGCUAGACUGUAUCACAGCGAAUAAAUCCAUUUGGAGGAAAAGGCACCUGGUGAAAGGCCACAAUGCGAUGGAAUGCAAUGCUGCUAUGUGCGAUGCUGCUCACAAGAAAACUUUGAGUAAAUAUUGCAUGGGUCAAACUUACGAUCCAACUUUUUCACGUAACAGGGCCAUGUAUUGGAUAGCUUCAGAAUCCCCAUUCAGCGUGUCCACUUUGCUUUUUGAUGCAAUGCCACCUCACAAAAGCAUUCGAGCCACAGUCAUCUUUUUUUUCCUUCUUUCUCCCCUUGCUGUAAUGACCCAAAUCUCCAUUUUUAUUUUGUAAUUUUCGUAAGCUUUUUAAGGCAAUGACUAUAAUAACUCAUGUUUGGUGAAAUAAUUCUUUUGGUUGAUAUAUUUCAUAGUUUGGUCUCUAAAAAAAGUUAAAAAACAACAACAAGAACCAAAAACAAACAACCCCCCGCCCCAAGCUUCCCUCUGCUUGAUGCCAUAGACAAGAGUCCAAAGGACAUUAGCUGCUCCAUUGCACACAUUGGAAGGGAGAGUUUGCUGUGAGCUCAGUCCUUCUAAUAGACUGGCAAUUUUGUAAAAGGUUUAGAGAAUUUUGUUUAACCAUUUCUGCAUGUGUUUUUAAUGAGCUCAUGACGGUUUCUAACAAAGGCCAGGUUGUGUGUUUUCCAGCACUUUCUGACCUGAUUCCUCCCUGCUGACUUGGGGAGUGUGCACCUGUGCUUCUCUCCUGGCUCACCUAUGGGAGUCGGGGUGGUGGGGCCAUCUCCGGGCCUGUCUUCACGCCAGGGAUGAAUCAUGUAGUAGGCAGAGUGGAAGGAGCCUCUUUGUUGACAGCUUUCCAUCUGGACUUUGGAUAUGGCUGAUCGUUCAUGUAGAGCUGUGGUUAGCUGGAAGGGGCUACGCGAGUCAGCUCCUCCUUAAGGGAUCAAGGGUGUGUAAAACAUCAGGAAAGAACUGCCCGGGAUUUCAUUUGCAAAGCUUAGAGAAGCAUUUUAUCCUCUGAGUUUCAGGUAGCCAGAGUUGUGAAUGUGUAUGACUGCAGCUUUGACAGGUUGGUCUUUAAUAGUCAAUAGGAUCAUUUAUAGCCUCAUUCAGAUAAUCCAACUGGAGUACACCUGAAUAAAUACAUCAAGCUCAGGUGGCUAAAAGCUAACCCCUUUCGAGUUUAAUAAUUAAAAUAAACAGAGCUAUGAAGAUGAAUUUCAGUUUGUCAUGCAUAAAUGUAAGAAGCUCCAUAAAGGAUGGUGUUCUGUGAUUCAUAUAGGAGUAUGAUGGAUGUAUGAUACGUUUUCCACAGCUAUUUAAGAAAACAUGAUUAUCUUAGUCAUGGGGUAAAGUUAUGUGAAGCAUUGCACCAUCCAGGCUGUGUCUGGGCCAGUACAGAUUUUUUUUUCUUUUUCUUUUUCUUUCUUUUUUUUUUUGUGAAAGAUUACUUCUUGGCAAACUAGAUAUGCAAACGCCAGAAUACAGUAAAACCACAUUUAAUUGGACCUACUUGCCAACUUCUUGAACACAGCUUGGAUUAUUCCACUGGAGGCUGCUUCUGUUAAAAGCUGGGGGAGGAGGAAGUGGCAUAUUGACAAGACUUCAGAUAAUUUUUUUUCACUCGAAGUACAAUUAUGCAAUGAGCCAAGUUUGGAAGUAUUUUACUAUGUUUAAUAAUUAUUAUUAAAGAUAUUGUAAAACAUAUGCAUUUGUUAAGUGGAAUGUAAUGGGAGUAAAAUCAUGUCAUCAAUUUUCCUUUGGAUAUAUUUUCCCAUUUUGUGUUUUAUUUGACAGCCUUCCAAAUUGAUUCUAGCCAAAACCAUGCACUCUAAUAUAUAUCAUACUUGAUAUUAAAGUGAGAAUGCGAGUAAUUUAUAGAAUCUGAGUGAGAACAGUUUUCUUCUCUUAGCCAGCCUAUGCGGAGCUGCCACCUCUGCUCAGGUAGCAACUGACACACGCCUUGUCCACAGAAAGGAAAAUAAUAGGGGUCCAGAGUUCCUCCACACAUCCUCCCUGAUAGACACUCCAAAACCCACAUAUCCCAGGCAUUGUUCAGUGGGAGAUCAGGGGCAAGGAGAAGGAUAACUACUUCUUUAUGUGUAUGUGAAUCUAGAGGAACCAGACUCGUCUCUGGAAAUGCAGGUGGGAAGUAGGAUUCACUGAGAAGCCAUCAUUCUGCUCAAGUGAGUCCUGACUUCAGGCGAGGGAUCCUAAAGGUGACACCGCAAUCCUUCACCUGGAAAGCCAAGGAGGCAUGACAUCGAUGUGUUUCACAUCCUAAGCUUAAACAAAUGUAUAUUGUUUUUACUGCCUCUUUCUCAAGGGGGAACACAGCCCCUGAAACUGCACUCCUUGAAACCGAACAAAGGUGCCAUCGCUAAUGAUUAGCAAGAUGCUCCGGAUGGUUUGCAUCGAACUCCACCUGCUAUGUGAAAACCCCAUGCUUUUCUCACUUUCCCACUCAAGCUGCUUAGCAGUUGGGUCCUCCUCUCCUCCGAGUGUGGUUAUGUGUCGGUUUGACUUCUGUGUGCCCUGUGAUUUCAUUGUUUUCUUCUGCCCUGCCACAGCAGAUGACCAGUGGAGGCAACCCGCUGACAGAGGAAAAGGGCAGGUCCCUGCAUCCAUCUCAGCGCCCUGCAGCGGGCGGCCUGUCUUUCAGGCGGGAGUUCCCAGCGGCGUUCCUAGGUGUUUUGAAUGUGUGCCCCGGGCUGGGGGAAGCCUCGUGCAGUUCUGCUGCUGUGGGAGGCAGGGGGGACUGGAGGGGACGGGAGCAGUGUGAGGCUUUCAUGUGCAGAGGGGACAUGAGGACAUCUGGACGGCAUCCCUGUGAGCAGGGCUCCUGCUGCAGGCCUUUGAAAACCCUGCUGCCCCAGCUCCCCAGGGCCUUGGAACUUUCUCCCCAGAGAAUGCAGAAAAGCCAGUGCCCUUGAUUUCCUAGACAUCUACAGCUUCGACACGUGCAGGGUUGUCCAGGAGCAGUGAGGUUUGGGGUGAGGGCCUGAGCACUUUCUGAAAAGUGCUUGGUUCUAAGAACCUGGAACUAGGAGUGAGGAGUGACAUGAGUUCUGCCCUCAAGUCCUCUGAUAACCAGCUGUGCAGUCUUGAACAAGUGACUUCAUCUCUUCAUCUUUAAAAUAAACCUUUUGGGCCAAAUGACUCGAAUGUUUUUCCAACUCUAUUUUUUUUUUUUUUUUUACCUGUUUAACAGAAAUGCUGAUUGAACUUGGGCUGGGAACAAAGAAAUCUUUUCUAAUUAGAGUAGAACUGAUGACUAAUAUACUGCUCAGGCUUCUGAGGCUCGUUGGGAUCAAAGGCACACUCACUCUGAUAAGGGAGGGCACAGACCGGGCUGCUGACUCUUUCCACCAGCCUUUGGGUUUUAAUAUCUAACUCCAGUUAUGUCCACGCAUGCUGGCCAUGUGCUAGACACAC
Molecule: messenger RNA, 4387 nt
Organism: Symphalangus syndactylus (siamang)
Lineage: Eukaryota; Metazoa; Chordata; Mammalia; Primates; Hylobatidae
Source: RefSeq, a predicted model, not a curated record